This is a messenger RNA of Dujonia railenensis, 981 nucleotides long. The record is from the annotation of a GenBank genome assembly. NCBI's taxonomy places the organism in Eukaryota, Fungi, Ascomycota, Pichiomycetes, Serinales, Debaryomycetaceae.
AUGCUUAAUAUAUUUCAAUGGGUCAUACGUUUAUUGGCCACGUCCUUUGUUAUCUGGGUAGUCCUAAGUACAAUUGUACCACAAACAAUUGUCAAAUAUAGUAAUGCCGAAGUCCAAUCCAAUAAAUUUCAAUCUUCUCUAUACCCAUAUGCUUCUCUCUUAGGACCUUCACUUAUUCAAAACAGCACAGUAUACUUUGUCAUUGGUCACCCAGAUGAUGAAGUUAUGUUCUUUGCCCCUUCACUUAUAGAACUUUCCAAGGCGAAAAACAAUAACAAUGUCAAGAUCAUUUGUUUCUCCAAUGGUGAUGCAUUGGAUCCAUCGAUGGGCCCCAUCAGAUCCGAGGAAUUGAAACUGUCUUCUCGUAUAUUAGGUGUAAAGGACAGCGAUGUCCUAGUCAUACCACUGGGUCAAUAUAAAGACGGUAUGAAUAUAAACUGGGAAGCCGAUGAUAUCGCCAAGUCAUUGAGUACACAUAUCGUAACGCCUAAGGACGAACAAACAAGAUUGGUCGUAGUUACAUUUGAUGAAAAUGGAGUCUCUGGGCACCCAAACCACAUAUCUCUUUACCAUGGAGUACGCCAUUGGUAUAGAAAGAACUAUACCUACUCUAAGAAAAUCCUUUCACCCUCGUCCAGCAAACAAUCUCCAAUUUUGUAUGGAUUGAAGAGCUUAAAUUUCUGGGAAAAGUACUCAUUUACCCUACUUACUAACGUAGAGUUAUUCGUAGAACAUUUGUCUAAAUUAUUGAUAAGCAAUAUAUUGAAAUUCAAUGUGAACAUCAGCUUUUUCAGCUCCAGUUCUACUAUCAAUUCUAGUCCAGAAGCAGUGCCAACGAUAAUGAUUUAUUCGGACUUAAACAUGUUGAGUGUCAGUUAUGCUGCUAUGAGUUACGGACACUUCUCUCAAAUGGUCUGGUUUAGGUAUGGAUGGUUAUUGUUUAGUAGGUAUUUGACGUUUAACCAGUUAAUACCUAUAUAA